AUGCGUUACAAUUUUACAUUUGAACCGGACCGGCAGGCCAGCGUUACGCGUUACCGGUUGUUGGUCGUGCCAGUACACCAAACAAAUCACGACAUAAAAACGAAGGGUCAGCUCAAGGCUUUGUCGAAAGGCCAGGCUGUACGCCAAUCUGCCAAAGCGUCGCAAAACCUCAGAGUGCCGCAGCGCAGCUCCGCGCGGACCGACGCAUCCAGUCAAAACAUUUGCGAGCGAAAAAGCAAGCUGAGAUUGUUGAGGCGGGUCGGGUUUUUCUGGUCCCGAUGCGGCUCCCAGGGUGGUAGCAAUCAUCCCUUUGUGAGGAUGUCAAUGCUGUGCCUUAUUGAGCCCAUUGGACUUGGGGGAAGAAAUUCUCGGAGAAAUACCGCAAAUUGGCUUGUGGAAAGUGAAGUAAAGCAUCCGAUGUUUAUUCCCUUGUUCGUCGUCGCUAACAUGUCCCCCAAGAAUUCCUCGAUUCAAAACGUCCCUUCAAACCUGGAUGAUUGGGGUGACACUCUACUUCGAAGCUUGCAAGCCCAGGGCUUGCCCACAGUUGUAACUGUUGCUGCCGAUUCGUCGUCCACAACACCCUCGUCAUCCUUCAAGAAGGACCGUUCCCCCAUUAUGAAAUCCCUCCUUUCUUUUAUUCAAUACUUCUUCCCAUCUCAGCACCGCGUACAUGACCUUGGUCCCGUCUGCAUUCCCUCUGAAAAUUCUUUAUUGUCUUCCCUCCACCAGAAUGAAUGCCUCAAUGCGCUCCGCAGUCUAUGCGAGGGUCUGCCAGCGAACGCGAGGUGGCGAGAUGGUCGAAUGCGGCUUGUUGCGGAUGCCAACGAAGGGUAUGGCUCCAUUCCUUCACUAUCCUGGGAGCCAAAUUUGCAAAAGACAGGUGCAGCCGAACACGAUGACGGGGAGCCACGUGGGACUCUGAGUGUAAUUGGGACCAUCCGAGGUGCACCACUUUCCGCUAAUCAUUUGAUACAUAUUCCCAAUUAUGACGACUUCCUGAUCGCCAUUUCCUCCACUCAGCGGGGGAAGAAGGCGACUACAAACUCCCAGGAGCCUGAAGAACUGACAAUCCUCGCACAACUGUCUUCCACCACUCUCUCUGACUCUACCAGGCUCGGCAGCGGCAGGAACAUAGACAAAGUUGCCACUUCCUCUCCCACGACCGACAUACUCAGUACCCUUGAUCACUCCAAUCGGCUCGCCACUCCUUCCCCUCCGCCCCGUGUCUCCGAACUCGAGGCCACACAGUACUACUGGGGGCUUCAUUCCAACCCCUGGCUGAUUGCUCGCACUGGCGGGCCGUGGUACCCGCCCUCUGGCCCGGAGGCGUACCCUAGGGCUAAGGAGCUUCGUAUCCUAGGAGAACACGAGCUCUUCGAUGUCUGGGAGGAUGACCUUGCCCUCAAGGUGCACAACAUCCUCAACCAGAAUCAGGUCAACUGGUCAAGUACUGAGAUUGUCCGGAUCGCCUACCUCGACGAGCCUGACGGAAAUCUUAUCCUAUGGAUAGGCGUUUACUCUACUCCCACCCGCCUCUCCUACGAUGUCGGGAUCGAGGUUGCUGUCCAGUGCAAGCGCCUCCUACUCGACUACAGUAUCCAGGGUGUUGACGUUGAGCUGCGCGAAUCCGACUUCGUCCAAUUCGCCGGUCCCGCACUCCUUAAGCCCACCGACAUCAUCGAUCCCACGGCAAUCGUACGCGAGCCCUUCACUACCACCCUCGGCAUGAAUAUCUGUGCUGAGAGCACCCCCUGGGCUGAAGGGACGGUUGGGUUCUUCAUGGCAGUCAACGGCAUCGACAAGCUUUACGGGGUCACUGCCCGUCAUGUUCUCUUCCCUCGGGCGGAGAAUAAAGACUUCGAGCGCAUCAAUGAUAGUCUGCCCCGCCACAACGUGCAACUCCUCAGUGAAGCGGCAUUCCAAGAGCAUCUCGCCCUCAUCCAGCAAGAGAUCGACAGCCAGAACAUCAUUAUCGCUAGCCAAGAGAACCGUAUGGCGGGGGUAGCAGGUCGGGAAGACGCCGAGUCUCGGGCGAUACAUGAAGAUGCCGGGGAUGAGAAGAGGAAAGCGGAGAGGAGGAAGCAGCGUCUCACAACGUUCCUCCAGGAGAUCAAACGGCAAUGGUCCUCUCCCAAGAAUCGUAUUCUUGGCCAUGUUAAGUUUUCUCCCAAAAUUGUCGCCGGUGCUGGCAACCCCGAGCAGCAGUUCACCCAAGAUAUUGCUGUCUUCGAGGUUGAAUCCUCCAAGGUCACCCCUUCCCACUUUCCCGGAAAUUUCAUUGAUCUUGGAACGAAGUACUCGGAUGUUGAGCUCACCCGGAAGAUGUAUCCCAACCCAGUGAACUCUCACCAUUUUACCUGGCCAGGCAAUCGCCUUCUCAAGCUCUGGGGUACCAUCCCCAUGGAGGAAAUGCGCAAGCCAACAAUGCUAGAUCAGAAUGGUGACCCCUGUAUCACAGUCCUGAAGCAGGGUAGGACAACAAAUGUGACUGUGGGUAAAGUGCUUAGGGUCAUUGCAUAUGUCCGCAAGUACUUCACUGAGCAUGACAUUGCCAUGUCCAAAGAGUUGGCAGUUAUCCCCUUGGACAAGGAAUCUGGCCCCUUUUCUGCCAAAGGAGAUUCUGGUGCUGUUGUAGUUGAUGGCAUGGGCCGCAUUGCAGGUAUUCUCACUGGUGGUGGUGGGGCCACCGACUGCUCUGAUGUGACCUAUGUCACCCCCAUACACUUUGUUUUGGAGGUCAUCCACCAGUGCAAAGCCCUUGCCAAUGCCUUCAUCAAGAAUGCCCAGCCCACCUAG
Messenger RNA from Cantharellus anzutake, 2799 nucleotides. RefSeq lists its product as uncharacterized. Gene Ontology annotation, cellular component: preribosome, small subunit precursor; nucleus. Gene Ontology annotation, biological process: maturation of SSU-rRNA from tricistronic rRNA transcript (SSU-rRNA, 5.8S rRNA, LSU-rRNA); endonucleolytic cleavage of tricistronic rRNA transcript (SSU-rRNA, 5.8S rRNA, LSU-rRNA); ribosome biogenesis. The record is from RefSeq and is a predicted model, not a curated record. NCBI's taxonomy places the organism in Eukaryota, Fungi, Basidiomycota, Agaricomycetes, Cantharellales, Hydnaceae. The transcript is spliced from 7 exons. Bases 1 to 2799 code for a protein of 932 amino acids. Gene Ontology annotation, molecular function: U3 snoRNA binding; GTP binding; GTPase activity.